Molecule: messenger RNA, 826 nt
Organism: Rhizophagus irregularis DAOM 181602=DAOM 197198
Lineage: Eukaryota; Fungi; Glomeromycota; Glomeromycetes; Glomerales; Glomeraceae
Source: RefSeq, a predicted model, not a curated record
UUCAUCCGGUUCAGUUCCGGUCCCACGUGAUUUAUUUAGAUUUUAUUUUCGCUGCGGCAUAAAAUGUGAACUACCCGUCACCUUCGUCAUGUCAAACGGCCGUUAAAGAUGUGGAGAACAUAUAAAUAAUUCCAAAACAUUAAAACUCAUUGGUUCGAGUAUGGCCAGUGAUGCACGCUUUUAUAAAGAUCAAGUAACGACAAGUAACGAAACAACUCAACUCCAAUAUGCCGAAUCAACUGAAAAACUGAAUGUAUCGACCACUAGACAUUUACUUUAUAAAGACAAGAAAAAAGACAUUUACUCCAAUCGCUUAGGAAUUAGUUACACUGUGAACAUCAAAAAAUACGAGCAGACACAACAUAAAGACACCAACAACCGUCACAUGAACAUUUUUAACCACAAUGAACACUACCACGAGGUACACCUGGCGACCUACGAAUCUACCAUCGUGACACUUAUAACAUUAAUCUUUUUGAAUACAAGAUCAAGCGAUCAUCAACGCCCGGACGUAUUUUUAAGACGCACACCUCCUCCGGACAACGAUUCUAAUACCACCAUGAGUGAUAUAUCUGAUAUCUCUGCCGCUGAAUCGGUAGACACAGUCAUCUAUCCGCCGACUCUGGCGCGUGAAUAAUUCAAAUUCCCACACUACAAAAACAAUAACGGACCCUUAAUAAUAUGUAUCGUUCUGCAUCUGACAGUAUUUACGUGUAGUAUCAUUAGAUAAAAGAAAAAUGCGGACUAUUAGUUUAUGUUUGAACUCCUUUUAUAUAACAUUUGUUCGCUUACUAACUAGUUGAUUACAUCUCAUUUUUUCUCUCUU